This is a messenger RNA of Populus euphratica (Euphrates poplar), 1008 nucleotides long. RefSeq names its product reticulon-like protein B1. The record is from RefSeq and is a predicted model, not a curated record. Lineage: Eukaryota; Viridiplantae; Streptophyta; Magnoliopsida; Malpighiales; Salicaceae. Bases 56 to 811 code for a protein of 251 amino acids. The transcript has 5 exons. Gene Ontology annotation, biological process: response to bacterium.
UAUAAUAAUCACAUGCAAAAAAAACUAGCACCCACAUUCAAUCAAAGAUCCAUCCAUGGCGGAGCACGAAGGGCAGCGUGAAUCAGCGGCUGAAUCACUGGUGGAUAAGAUAACUGAGAAGAUCAGCGGUCAUGAUUCAUCUUCUUCGUCUGAUUCCGACAACGAAAAGUUCGAUGCUGUUAAAUCGAAAGUCUUUCGGCUUUUUGGUAGAGAGAGACCCGUCCACAAAGUAUUAGGCGGUGGAAAACCUGCUGAUGUUUUCCUGUGGAGGAACACGAAAAUCUCUGCUGGGGUGCUUGGUGGUGCAACUACAGUCUGGGUUCUAUUUGAAUUGCUUGGAUAUCAUUUAAUAACUUUAGUUUGUUAUUUAUCAAUAUUUUUUCUGGCUGUUCUUUUCCUGUGGUCCAAUACAUCCGAUUUCUUGAACAAACCCCCGCCUAAAAUCCCUGAAGUUGUGCUUCCUGAGCAAUGUGUUCGUGAAGUUGCCUCCGCGCUGAGAAUUGAAAUCAACCGAGGAUUUGCUGUCCUGCAUGAUAUUGCAUCUGGGAGAGAUUUGAAGAAGGUUCUUGCUGUAAUUGCUGGCUUGUGGGUUCUGUCACUUAUUGGGAGUUGCAUUAACAUCCUGACCUUGCUCUACAUAUCCUUCGUUUUGCUGCACACCGUGCCAGUGCUGUAUGAGAAGUACGAGGACCAGGUUGAUGCAUAUUCUGAAAAGACAUGGAUUGAGAUCAAGAAGCAGUAUGCAGUGUUUGAUGAAAAAUAUUUAAGCAAAAUUCCAAAGGGGGCAUUGAAGGGAGAGAAGAAGGAUUAGAGAGAGAGUGAGAGACCAGCUCUAGUGCUCACUACGUUGGAUUUUGACUCUCAUAAAUUCUGUUUCAUCAAGCUGCUGUUGUGGCUUUGAAUAUUUUAGAGAAGCCCACCUCUGCUUCAUGUUUAUGGGGUGCUUAUAAAAUUAAUUAAUGCUCAUGCUCGUAAUAAUAAGUCGAUAUAUAUUGGUUUCCAGGAAAA